This is a messenger RNA of Melitaea cinxia (Glanville fritillary), 468 nucleotides long. RefSeq lists its product as uncharacterized. NCBI's taxonomy places the organism in Eukaryota, Metazoa, Arthropoda, Insecta, Lepidoptera, Nymphalidae. The record is from RefSeq and is a predicted model, not a curated record. Bases 1 to 468 code for a protein of 155 amino acids. The transcript has a single exon. Gene Ontology annotation, molecular function: nucleic acid binding.
AUGAUUGACUGGCUGACAUUGCGAAACAUUGAGCAUUCAUCCACGUUGCUUAAGCCUCAAUUAUAUGAACUGAUUCUGCAAAACAAGGCGAGAUUUGUAGAGUACAAGAUAGACGAAAUAUUACGACAGCACGGUCAUACUGUGCUGCGUUUACCACCAUACCAUCCGGAGUUUAAUCCUAUAGAAAAUAUAUGGGGGAUAGUGAAAACAUAUGUCGCAAAAAAGAAUGUCGCAAUGAAUAUGAAGGUUAUAAUGUCAUUAGCUGAAGAAAAAAUGAACGCCAUAACUGUAGAGGAAUGGAGAAAAGUUUGUCUGCAUGCUAUUGAGGAGGAAAACAAAUAUCAGAGUAGAGACGCAGCUUUAGACACAAUAUCAGAACGAAUCAUAAUUAAUUUAAAUAAUUCAUCUGAUGAAAGCGAGGAUGGGGAUGAUUGUGAUAUGCCUGGGGUUGAUGAAUUAUUAGAAUAA